CACAAAGUCACAACUCGCAGACUCGCAACUAGCUCAGCUAUGGUUGGAAAAAUUAUUCGUUUAGUCGUUUGUCAUUGAAUAAUUUUGAUCGAACUAUCAGUUAACUUGUUCGAUUUUGUAUUGGUGAAAGCACAAUAUGUCGGUGAAGACUAAUCAAAUAACCGUCAGUCUGUUCUUCCAACCCUAGCUAGAGGCGGCUUCAGGCAACAGUUGUUUGUUUUUCUACUGCUGUUGCUGGUUUCAUUGUGUAACUUUAAUUAAAAAGUUAUUAUUAUGAAAAGAAAAAGAAGCAGGUCUUCACUUUGGCGCGACCAAAAGAAUCCUUGGUCAUGUUGCGUUUAUCAUGCUGAUGUUCCCUCCCUAAAUGAGAAGUGUGAAUGCGAAUUUCACAGUAUUGAAUGCUGUGAAUAUCAUACCAGUGCAGAAACUUUUUGCUGCGAAUAUCACACAGCUGCAAGUCCUGCGAGUGUACUGGAACACGACGUAACACUUUCUAGUCAUGACUUUGCAUCAGACAACAUUGUCAAUGACUGUGAUCCUGAACCUCUGUUUGCUGAGCAAUUACCAUCCCCAAGAACUCGGUGUCGCCCUCCUGAUUUUAGUGAUGAUGAAUUUCAAACUUCAGAGCAACUUUAUCGGGAGCAAUUACUGCCACAUAUGUCAGCUUCUUCCAACUCCACUUGUGAUACAGAAUCUAGUUGCCAGUCUGUUGGUCAAGAAGAAGAAUUUCAACAACCCGACAGUGAUGACUCAUUAUUCGAGUCUUCUCCUGGGAAAGAUAUUCAAGUGUGUGCUUAUGAUGAAGAUCCUAACAACGCUCAUGACUCUGAUAAUGAUUCAAGCAGAUCAAGAAGUGACAUUUCCGCAGACAUUGAAUCAGAUGAUUCUGAGCCACACGACUCACAGUCUGAUGAAGAUUCAAACUCAGAUGAGCCCGAUGAUUUUGAUCCACACGACUCACAGUCUGAUCAAGAUUCAAACUCAGAUGAGCCUGAUGAUUCUGACCCAGAUGACCCAGACUCGGAACCAGAGGAUCAAAAUCAUGGCCAAGAUCAGUCCGAUUCAGAUCCUGACGCUGACAUGCAGAGAGGGGCUCGCAACUUCUCCCUAGAAAAUUAUAAUCUUGAUGAGGUGUUGGAGGCAGCAGAAGGGCGCACAGCACGGGAGGUUGUUGCAAUGGUCAUUGCUUUAGCUGUUCGCAGUAAUUUAGACUAUCAGACAGUUGUCAAAAUUUUUUCAAUAAUCCAUGCAACUAUGGAUAGAUCUAGGUUACCCAUCACUAAAGACCAAAUGUGGUCUUCUUUAAGCAGGCAAGCAGCAGGGAUACGCAAACAUGUAUAUUGUUCGGAAUGUUUUAGAUUAAUUGGUUUUCUACCUCAUCUGGCAAAUCCUGUCGUGUGUAUUUGUGGCUCAACUAAGCCCAAGUCAAAAAUGAAGUAUUUUAUAACUUUAAAUGUCCGGAGUCAAUUAGAAGCAAUCUUAAGCAAACCAAACAUGUGGAACAAAUUGCAGUAUCCUCAGCAAAGGCAGAAGACACACCCAGACGCAAUAGAAGACAUUCUUGAUGGGGAAGCCUACACAGCACUUAGACAUGAACAGGCACUUACCCCAAGUGACUUUACAUACACCUUCAAUAUGGAUGGUUUGAAGACAAGUAAAUCAUCAAAAAGUGAAGCAUGGCCAAUUUUCAUGAAGAUAAAUGAAUUACCACCAAAUCUUCGCCAGAACAAUGUUGUUCUGGCAGGAAUAUGGUUAGACCAAGACUACGUCAACUUCAGAUUGUUUAUGAAGACAUUUGUGAAGCAAUCAAACAAGUUAUCUACUAAUGGUGUAGUAUGGAAACCAAACGGUGUGGAUGAUCAAGUUAGCCGCUUCCUUCCAACUUGCUGUUGUGCUGAUGCCAAAGCAAGAGCAGGAAUAUUAAACAUGGCACAGUAUUCUGGUUCAUUUGGCUGCACAUUUUGUGAACACAUUGGAAUUAAACUUGAAGGGAGUAUGAAAUUUCCUAUCCCAGGCACUGUGGUUCACAGAUUAAGACGGCGUAGAAGGCAAGAAUAUGUAGAGAGGGUAGUGAUUCCACCAGCACCACGGCGGACUCAUAAUGGCAUAAGAGCAGCUAUGAUAUAUAUUGGUCGACAUCCAGGAACUCCUAGGAUACGAGGAGUGAUUGGGCCAUCUCCAUUGGCACUCAUGUUGCACUUCAAUUUUAAAAGCGGUUGUUCAACUGAUGACCUGCAUCCCAUUUUCAAAGGUGUAACAGAAACACUUACAGAACUAAUUUUGGAGGGAGUUCCUAAUGAAUACCAGAUUGGAGUUCAAGAAAGAAGCAUUAUCAGCAGGCGUUUGGCCAGUAUACUCACUCCCACUCACAUAACUAGGAAGCCAAGGUCUAUUGAUUUAAUACACAUGUGGAAGGCAUCUGAAUGGCGUAAUUGGCUGUUAUACUAUGCCAUUCCAUGUUUACUUAAUAUUGUGCCUGUGAGAUACCUCAGACUGUUAGGUCUCUUGUCCAAUGCUAUUUUUCUUCUGUCAAGAGAUGUCAUCCAGGAAGAGGCAUUGGUGGAGGCAGACCAAUGCCUUCAGGAGUUUGUCCAACAGUUUCAAGCUAUCUAUGGACCUGCGAGAAUGGUUUUCAAUGUUCACAUUCUCACUCACAUUGUGGAGUGUGUAAGAAAUUGGGGGCCAUUUUGGGCGCAUAGUACCUUUCCUUUUGAGUCCUGGAAUCACCGCAUAGCAAAAACAGUGUCGUCCCCGAAAGGUGCUGUAGACCAAAUAGCUAUGCGCUUUGUAAUGCAAACUCUUGUCAAUGGAAUACCUGAGAACCCGGACAUAUCCCAAGAAGUGAAAGAUUUGAUUGACCGGAAAAUAAUCGGCUCCAAAUUCACAGCUGUGAGGACAUUAGGUGGAGCUCACUUUGGGGGAGAAGUAGGAAUUAGGAAUGCCACAGACCAAGAACACAACAUUUUAGCAGAAGAGGGAUAUGUGUGGCAUGAUUUGCAUGAAUACAAACAAGUUAAAUGGAAAGGUUUUGAGUGCCGUUCUUUGAGGUAUAUGCAAGAACUGAAAUCAAACAACUCAUUCAUCUAUACCACGGAUGAUGAUUUCGGUGUUGUACAUUCAAUUGUGAUAUUGCAAGGAGAAAAUGAAGUGGCAGGUGUGUUUGCAACACUGUAUGAUUGUGGCAACCCACUUCAUGGCGCCUCACAUUUAGUCCCGAUUGUAAAUGAUGCUGGAAUGGUUUUUAUUCCCCUGUCUGAUUUAAGAAACUUAGCGCUUAAAAUGCAGGUGAUCAAUCAAUGGUACAUUGCACCUAUGGCAAAUCAGGUAGAAAUAGACUGAUGUUCUCAUUUAACAGUUUGUUUAAAAAGGUAAUCCAGGGUUAGCAAACAUCUGCUGCUGUUAUGCUCUUCUGUAAAUUUAUAAUUUAUUUAUUGUAUCAUAGCUUAAGUUUUAAAAUGUUUUUCACAGAUAGUUACCAUUGUCCUUAUCCUUUAAAACUAGGAGUGCUUGCUUGGUACACUCAAUAAAUAAACUAAAUAUUACAGUGUACACACAA
Messenger RNA from Frankliniella occidentalis (western flower thrips), 3556 nucleotides. RefSeq lists its product as uncharacterized. Lineage: Eukaryota; Metazoa; Arthropoda; Insecta; Thysanoptera; Thripidae. The record is from RefSeq and is a predicted model, not a curated record. The transcript has 6 exons. Bases 274 to 3339 code for a protein of 1021 amino acids.